Messenger RNA from Anas platyrhynchos (mallard), 5457 nucleotides. RefSeq names its product zinc finger protein 451 (gene ZNF451). Gene Ontology annotation, cellular component: nucleus. NCBI's taxonomy places the organism in Eukaryota, Metazoa, Chordata, Aves, Anseriformes, Anatidae. Gene Ontology annotation, biological process: regulation of transcription by RNA polymerase II. The record is from RefSeq and is a predicted model, not a curated record. Gene Ontology annotation, molecular function: DNA-binding transcription factor activity, RNA polymerase II-specific; sequence-specific DNA binding.
GCGGGGGGACACGUUUUGCCCUCACCCCUCCCUCAGAACCGAAGCCUCUUUCAAGCAGGGCGGCCACAACGUUCCCCGCCCGGCUACCGGCGCCGGGACAACGGUGUCCGGGGGGCGAGCAGGGAGCAGGGCACGGGCGCCAUCGCCCCACAGCCUCCUCCUGCUGCUGCUCCCGCUCCCGCUCCCGCCUCCGCGCCCUGGCCGCCGCCCGCCGCUAUGGCCGGCGCCGGCCCCGGCCCCGGUCCUGGUCCCGGCACCAUCGCGUGAUGGAGCCCUACGGCUCGGCCGCCGGUUCCGAGAGGAGGUCGUCGGCUUCCGAAAGCGAGGACGAGAUUGAGUUUGUUGGAGAAGGACCCUUAAGACCUGUACUUGAAUGCAUCGAUCUGGUCAGUAGUGAAGAUGAAGAACCCAACAGCAGUUCUUACGAUCAUAGAAAUGCUAGGCGUAAAGAUCACAUUGACUAUCAGAAAGAACGAGUUGCAUCAACACUGGAUCGUCUGGCACGCCACGUUGAAGUAGAGAAACAGCAAAAGGAAGAGAAAAACAAAGCCUUUAAGGAGAAAGUUGAUUCCCAGUAUGCUCACGGGUUGCAGGAACUAGAAUUUAUUCGGGAACACAGUGACACAGAAGCCGCAAGAUUAUGCGUGGACCAGUGGUUAAAAAUGCCAGGUCUCAAACCAGGCACUGUUAACAGUGGAAGAAGGGGUGCUUAUCAGAGGGGAAGUCAGACACAAGUCAACAGCAGUCCCAUUUCUUGUCCUGUGAUGCGUUGCAACAGAAAUUUUGAUAAUGGGCAUCUUCUCCUAGGUCACCUGAAAAGGUUUGAUCACUCUCCUUGUGACCCAACAGUCACAUUGCAUGGACCCCCAAAUAAUGCUGUUGCCUGUGUGAUAUGCUGCAAAAGAUUUUCCACCUUACAGCAGUACACUGAUCAUCUUUUAUCUAAGCUAAACGAAAAUGACGGACAUAAAAAAGAUCUCCCUCCACAGCACAUUCAGUGUUUUGCAUGCCCCCAGUGCUUCCUCCUCUUCACCAAAAGAGAUGAGUGCUUGCAGCAUAUGUCAGGAAAGAAGCACUUCCUACAGGUUUAUGAAUUGCUUGAAGAAAAGAAGGAUGGCUUUCCUCUGCCUUUCCCAUCAUAUGCAAAGAAACUGCUGAUAUCUCUCUGCAAAGAGGUCCCCUUCCAAGUGAAGUGCAUAUCCUGCUCCCAGUUACUGCGCUCACACAUGGAAUUAACAGCUCAUUUCAGAACACGUUGUCGUAAUUCUGGCCCCGUGGCGCUGUCCAGGAAGAGCAUCUCCCAGAUUGCAGGGGUGUUUAAGACAAAAGGUCACUGUGAGGGCUGUGAUAAGCUGCUUGCUGAUGAGAAGGAGAUCACCGAGCAUAAGCAGAGCACUCAGCACAACGUUAAAGUUCAUGCUACAAUGGAAGAGUCCAUCUUGAUGUUCUGUCACAUCAAUGAAAAAAAUAAAGACUCAUCUCAUUUGAGCCACACUAUGGAUCGAUCAAGAACAUUGCUCAAGAGACAUUUGACGUCGAAUGAAUCAAUCAACGAAGGUGGUUCUCCUUCAAAACGGAAGAGUGAACUGCCAGAUAAGAACGAAGAUCACAUAGGAAACCAAAGUCAAAGUAAUGCUAGCAAGGUAAAAGCCUGGUUUUGUGAAUGCCUUCAGAAGUUUUUUACUGAAGAGGCAGUAGAAAACCACAUUUUGUCAGCAAAUAGGAUCUGUCACAAGUGUGCCGUGUGCGGAAAGCUUGCUGAAAAUUCAAGCAUUAUCCACCUGCAUAUGAGCCGAUUCCAUGGGGGAGCACACUUGACCAACUUUCUCUUCUGGUGCAGAGCAUGCUCUGUAGAUCUCCUCAAAGAAAAGGAUAUUAUGAGGCACGUGACUGAACGUCAUGGUGGACAUAGUUACUAUUACGAGCAAGAAGCUCUAGCAGAUGAACCUGUGCCAUCAGUUUCUGACACCGCAUGCAUUUACAGCAGUGAAAGGAAAGACCGCACUCCCAGUCCUAUGGAGCUGUCCCCUGAAAAAAGUCCUGUUCUGGGAAAAUGGCAAUGCCGCAUUUGCGAGGAGAUGUUUGAAUCUGAAGACAGUGUUAAACAGCACUGCAUGUCCCUAGAAAGCCACGCGUUUCACAGGUAUUGCUGUGGGUUAUGCAAAAGCCACUUUCGGAAAGUAGGGACACUGCAGCGACACUUCCAAGAGCAUCAUAAUGAAGAGAUACAAAUUAAAUUCUUCUGUGGCCUUUGUGGUAAUCUCUUCUUUGACAAGGAGGAAGAAUUCCUAAUCCAUUAUAAAGAGCUUCAUAGCAUGGACUAUGCGUUUGUGCCUGAACAGAUGGAAGUAUCGAUAAAAGAAGACGAUGACUUCCUCCCAGUAGAAAAGGGAGAGCGUUUAACCUGUGGCUGCCGGACCAGUUACACCUCCAAAAUAAACAGGAGGAAUGACUACGUGAAUUGUCAGAAAGCCAUGCUGCAAAAAGGAAACUUAUGGUUUCGCUGUUGCUUCUGCUCCAAAACUGCACAGAACAUCACCGAUCUGAACAGUCAUCUCAACUGCCACGCGUCAGUGAAAAGUAAGCAAGAGAUGUAUGUUGUCAGGUGUGCUGCGUGCAACAAAAACUUUGACGAUCUUCAGAGCGCGCAUCAACACUAUCACAUGAAACACUGCUUCUUGCAGAAACCUGAUAUAUCAGAUCUAACGCCGGAAUUGGAAAAUACGGUGUUCAAGUUCACAGCAAGCGGGGCUUGCGUGGACAAAAAGCCCCACGAAUCAAAAUUGCAUGCAUAUCCGUCCAAGACUCAGGAAAAACCACAAUCUCCUCCUCUGCAGGGACCAUUCCCUGUAAAGAAAGAAAAAAAAGAAAACUCUGCACACUGUGAAGAGCCCGGUGAAGACAGUGAACUUCCUGACCUUGACUACCUGAGUACCAUGACUCACAUUGUGUUGGUGGAUCUGGACAACUGGGGAAACUUAUUCACGCAGCUGCCAGCCAACCUGAACCAAGGGACAUUUAUCUGGGGCUUUCAAGGAGGACACAGCAACUGGAAACCUCCAGUGCAGUGCAGAAUUUAUAAUUAUCUUAAGAGGAUUGGAUGCUUCUUCCUUCAUCCACGUUGUGGUACCAGAAGAGAGGCAGCAGACUUUGCUCUCUGUGUUCAUGCUGGUCGUCUGGAUGAGCACUUGCCCAAGCAAAUUCCUUUCACUAUACUUUCCGGAGACAAAAGCUUCCUGGAACUGGAAACUCAGUUUAAGAUGACUCAGCGGUCAGCUCGCAUCCUAAAUCCCCACCACAUUGAAGGAGACAUGAUGUGUGCCUUGCUAAAUAGCAUUUCAGAUACCACAAAAGAUAGCGAAGAGGAUGAAGAUAUGGAACUGACAGUGACAAGGAGCUUAGAAGAAAAAAAGAAACAGGAAGAGGAAGAUGCAGAAUUGGAAGAAGCUAUCAAGAGAAGCCUUGAGGAGAUGUAAAUGAAGAUACUUCCGUACACUAACACCGUGUCAUCAAAGCUGCUCACAAAAAUGGAAGCUUGUUCAUCUAUUUACAGAGGUUUAGAAAUACUGCUUCAAAAACAUGUCUGUAUCUUGAAUUGUUAGAUUUAUAACCUUAUGUUCUCUGUCGUGCUGAUGAAUAGCUGGAGUUUAUGGAUAUCUGCUGCAAUAUAUUGUGUAUGAUAAGAGUAAAUUUUUAAGUCUUUUCGUUUUCUGUUUCUGGUGGGUGAUGACUAAGUCUCACCAGUCCAGCUGUAUAAGUUGUUGCCUAAUUAGUAGGCUGGUCUUACUAUGUGUUUUGGUUUCUGUUUUGUUUGUUUUUCUAAUUAUUAAUGGGUUCUGGUAUUUAAUUCUUCUGUCACAAAACGUCAUCAUCUUCAUUUACUUUUCCAUGUGGUCUUUGCAACAGAUACAAGUAGUAAACUCCAGUUAUCUCAGACUGACUUGCCUAGCUGAUCUUGUUAUAAAGAGAAGCUUAGUCCCCAGAUUUAUGAACUGAACAUAUGGUCUGACUCUUGUCUGUGGACAGUCUUGCCUUGAUCACAAUUUUGUCUAUGGGACUGUUUGCUGUAAAUGGCAAAAUCAGGACCACAGACUGUACAGUUAGUUUCUGUUAGCUUUAUUUUUUAUAAACGUGUGUAUUUUUCAAUGACAGCAUGGUGCAGUGCUGGAUUUGAUGGCUUAAAGUUUGACAGGUUUGAUACCUCUCCCUGAUUUAAGGAAGGAACAGAUCUAAGUGGACAGAAGCUAAAUAAAACUUCCAGUUCCUGUUUGAAAUAGAUGUGAAAGAAUUUAAGACGAGUCAAUCCUAUACACUGGUUCUCUUUUCUCCUUUCUGCUCAUGAAGAGGUGGCCUUGGAUAAAGUAAUUGUGUUCAUUAUUUUUGUACUGUCCUUAGUUUUUAGGUGAAUAAUUCUUUCUGUGUCUAAAAUUAAGCUGUCUGUGCCACCUUUCUCAUUUCCUUCUUUAAAAAUACCUAUGCAAGAUGUCCAGCUUUAUGAGCUUAUUCUACUCUAAGGAAUAAUUGUUGUCAAUCAGUAAGAAACCUUGAUGUAAUAAAAUGCCAGCUUUUUUUUAAUCAUGAGCUUGUGAGUUUGCUUGCAACUGCUGUGAAUCUAAAUGCUUAUUAUGCAAAAGAAUACUUAUUUUUGGAGAGUGAAAAAAGGGGAAAGCUGGAUUUUACUUGCUGCCAGCUCCAAAGAGUCAAACUAACUAAAGCUGUGUGCCAUCAUGGCUAGAAAAGCUGGAAAGUGGAUGUUCUUUUAUUUCUGCUGCUUGCUGGCUCUCAGACAAAUAACUCACCAGAUUCAUUAAUUUUAUCUCAGAACUUGUUAGCAAUCACACAGCUUGAAGAAACCAUUCAGACCCCAGAAAAUUGCUUGAAUGCUUCCAGUCCAUCGGCUCUGACACCGAAGUGCUACAGAUUGAACGGAACCUUGUGAAGUUUUUCCACUGUGCCUGCUGCUUGCUUUUCUACUAUAAAGCUUGAAUUACUAACACUCCUGUUCAAAUUUGGGGGUGUAGUACCAUACUGCUGCCGAGGAAGCUCUAUUCUGGAAGACUUUGAGUUGCCUUUAGCUAAUGACUCAAGCUAAAUCAAUUUCUCAAAUUUUCACACCAAGUUCUUCUUAUAUAAGGUGGAAUGAGGCAGAAAACUUUCAUCCUCAAAAUCUUCAUAGCCCAGAUUAGAGACUUGUGGAAGUUUUGUUUGUUUGUUUGUUUUUCAGCACAGACAGUGAAGUUGCAAAUUCUUUUCACAGAAAGAGAUGCUUCAGCUUGAGAAAGUUCUCUGCUUGACUCAACAAAUGUUUACAACCUUGGUGGACAGUCUUCUCCUGAGUCUACUACAGUUGGUUUUGAGCAUAAACUUUAUUCUUCAUAAUAUUUUAUUCUGCCAUAAAAUUUAAGGUUGUUUGUGCCUGAUAGGCCUUGACUUAAUCAAAUGCAUUAAAAAAAAAAA